Desarmillaria tabescens is the source of this 1337-nucleotide messenger RNA. Its product is annotated as WLM-domain-containing protein. Gene Ontology annotation, molecular function: protein binding; proteasome binding. The transcript is spliced from 4 exons. The coding region runs from base 252 to 1175 and encodes 307 amino acids. The record is from RefSeq and is a predicted model, not a curated record. NCBI's taxonomy places the organism in Eukaryota, Fungi, Basidiomycota, Agaricomycetes, Agaricales, Physalacriaceae.
GCCACCGGCGACGUCUUCUGCGCGUCAUUAUUUUUUUGACUUCGACAUUCACCUCGAAUUUGUGAAAGGAUAUCGAUUUCAGAUAUACCUUUCUCUCUUUCUCUUUCUCAUUUCGUCUUUUCUCGACCUUUUUCAUCAAGUUCCGGGCCCGAGAUGCUUACUGAGCGCUGACCAGUUUCUGACUAAUUGUUUUCAUAAGGAACACAUCUGCUUACGGCCGUCAUGCAACUUUGCAGUCUCCCACCCUAACAAUGGCCUCUGCGUCUUCUGAUAUCUCAAUUACUGUCGUAUUUCGUGGUACCUCUCACCGCAUCACUCUGCAACCCGAGAGCACUCUGGGCGACUUGCAGGACCAGCUGGAGAAGGCUACAUCGGUAUCACCCUCCUUGCAGAAGCUCCUUUAUAAGGGCAAGAAUCUCAAGCAGAAUAGGGUCGGGCAAGAGACUGUAGUUUCAAUUGGUCUUCGUAAUGGCAGCAAGAUUCAAAUGUUGGGGACUACGUCAGUCGAGUUGGAUGGAAUACAGGUGACGGAGAGCGAACAAAGGCGGGUCGACCGAAUACUGCGAGAACGAGCGCUGAAGGCCCCGGCUUACAAGGUUCGCUCUACAGGGGUGACGAACAGUGCUUCACUCAACUAUCGUUUUCAUCAACUAUUGCCUCUUCCGCACUUGCCCAACCCUGCCUCAGCGCACAAUCUUUUACAGCGUCUAUCAGAUGAUCCAGCUAUCCAGCACAUCAUGCAGCAGCACCAGUUCUCUGUUGGUGUAUUGACCGAGUUGGCACCACACGAGCAUCCCGAAUUGCUUGGACUCAAUGUUAAUGCCGGGCAGCAGAUUAAACUUAGACUACGCACGGACCGCUAUGAUGGAUUCCGCACAUAUAAGGAAGUCCGGCGCGUCCUAUGCCAUGAGCUGACGCACAACGUCUGGGGGGAUCAUGAUAAUAACUUCAAGGAGCUCAAUUCGAAACUCAAUAGAGAGCCAUCGUCUGAACUCGAGGCGGAAGCCCGUAUACAGGUCCUCGGAGGAUCUGGUUCUUUUAACCGUGACGAGUCCAACGAGGAACGUCGUCGGCGUCUGUUAGAUGCUACGAUGGCUCGACUGCGUAAGGAAGAGCAGGAGAUGGAAGAUUCUUGUGGGACUGCAGGACCAUCUUCACUAGGCCCUAAAGGCUAAGCGUCGCAGGGUCCUUACUAUAUAAUCAUGACAAUCAAGUCCUUGCCUGCGUCGGGUAAGGUAAUAAGGACAUAACUGUGUUGGAGUUUCAAGUGUCGCGCAUCACAGCGCAGUUGACGUCGGGAUCAUCGGUUGUCAGGGUUAGUCAGGCAAGAACUCGUU